Molecule: messenger RNA, 1865 nt
Organism: Dicrocoelium dendriticum
Lineage: Eukaryota; Metazoa; Platyhelminthes; Trematoda; Plagiorchiida; Dicrocoeliidae
Source: the annotation of a GenBank genome assembly
GCAUAAUCUGCUAUUUAUCGAAAAGUGAACGGUCCAUGUACUUCGAGAGGGCAGGAGUAUGGUCUGGUGACAAAAGUUGAUGCAGGAUUAACCGGUGCCAGAAGAUAAUCCAUCAGGGUGUCAACACGGCAUCUCGUGAAGGACCUCGGGAAGACAAACAGCAUGCGAGGGAUAAACAAACACACAGGUGCAUCGAAUACAAACUUAAAAGUUUUGGGAGAUGAUCUCAGAGGAGCAUGCCAUAAAUCCCUUCGGAACGUGCGAAACAGACUGCCCUACGCAGCUGGAGCGUAUCAACGUAUACUACAAUGAGGCCAAUGCGGGAAAGUAUGUUCCACGCGCAAUUCUGGUUGAUCUGGAACCCGGCACCAUGGACAGUGUUCGUGGAGGGCCGCUGGGUCAGUUGUUUCGUCCAGAUAACUUCGCAUUCGGUCAAAGCGGUGCCGGGAACAACUGGGCCAAGGGACACUACACGGAGGGCGCUGAGUUGAUGGAUCAUGUGCUAGAUGUGGUUCGCAAGGAAGCGGAAUCAUGUGACUGCUUGCAGGGCUUCCAGCUCACUCACUCUCUCGGAGGCGGGACCGGUUCCGGCAUGGGUACUCUGCUAAUCGCCAAGGUCAAGGAAGAAUAUCCAGACCGCAUUAUGAACACUUUCUCAGUUGUGCCAUCUCCGAAGGUAUCCGACACAAUAGUUGAGCCUUAUAAUGCAACGUUGUCCGUUCAUCAACUGGUCGAGAACACCGAUGAGACUUACUGCAUCGACAACGAGGCCUUGUACGAUAUAUGCUUCCGCACUCUGAAGCUCUCAAAUCCAACGUACGGCGAUCUCAAUCACCUGGUAAGCGCAACGAUGUCCGGAGUAACAACUUGCCUUCGAUUCCCAGGUCAGCUGAAUGCGGACUUGCGCAAACUCGCUGUGAAUAUGGUUCCUUUCCCUCGUCUGCAUUUCUUCAUGCCCGGGUUCGCUCCACUCUCGAGUCGCGGUAGCCAGCAGUAUCGUGCAUUGAGCGUGCCAGAGUUGACGCAGCAAAUGUUCGACGCAAAAAACAUGAUGGCAGCAUGUGAUCCACGUCAUGGACGUUACUUGACUGUGGCCGCCAUUUUUCGUGGUCACAUGUCAAUGAAGGAAGUUGAUGAUCAAAUGCUAAAUGUGCAGAACAAGAACUCCAGUUACUUCGUGGAAUGGAUUCCGAACAAUGUGAAGACAGCUGUAUGCGACAUACCCCCUCAUGGCUUGAAGAUGUCGGCAACGUUCAUUGGAAACAGUACGGCUAUCCAAGGUUUAUUCAGACGUGUUUCGGAGCAGUUCACUGCCAUGUUUCGCCGAAAAGCCUUUUUGCAUUGGUACACGGGUGAAGGAAUGGAUGAGAUGGAGUUCACGGAAGCCGAGUCGAACAUGAAUGAUUUGGUCAGUGAAUAUCAGCAAUAUCAAGAGGCGAAUGCGGACGAUGAGGAUAGUUCGGGCACAGAAUCGACAUAAUAGCAUGUUCACCUCUUGGUGCACGAGUGUUAUGAGCAACUGUUUUGAGUGCUUUAAAUGAUCGCUGCUGAGUCGGCGAACAACUGACUGUUCGAAUUCCCUCAUAUAUCUUCAUACUAAACAAGUUGUAUGUUCGUGUUAGGGUGGCAUUGUUUCCCAUAACUCCCAUCCUUCCGGUUACAUGCCUCACUUUUUUACCCAUAGUUAAUAUUCCGGUGUAUGUAUGGGUUUUCAAGUACACCGCAUCGCGCUAUGAUCUGCGGCCACUGUUGAACAAUCAGUUUUUACAUGAACAAACCUCAUGAAACCGCUAUGUUUGUGUACCCAUUUUGCAUGGUAAAAUAUAUCAAACGCUUCAGUAUACCAUAAAUAUCUUUACACGACU